AUGGCUUCGUUCAACAUGAUAUCGUUAAACGCACAACAAAAAAGAGCGUUAGAAUUCGUUUCUGGGGGUCACAAUCUAGUACUGUUGGGUCCGGCAGGCACCGGUAAAUCCUUCUUGGUGAAUAGAGUUGUAGAAAUAUGUUCUACCAUGGGGAAACAAUGUGCAGUUACUGCCACAACAGGGAUUGCAUGUUCUGUGUAUCCUGCCCAACUCAAGCCAAUGACCAUACAUCGUUGGUCAGGGAUAGGUGAUGGUCGUUAUGACUCAUCUGAAAUGAAAAGAAUUGUGAAAAAUAACGUCCGUUAUAAAGACGUGAUGGACAGAAUUUUCAACACAGACGUUCUGGUCAUUGAUGAAUGCUCACUGUUUAGUAAAAGACUACUUGAAACUUUGCAUGAAGUAUGUUCUUUAAAAAAUCCACAACUUUAUUUUGGUGGGAUCCAAGUAAUACUUGUUGGUGACUUCGUGCAACUUCCACCUGUGCCUUGUGCUAGAUACAACGAGGAUGGUUCAUAUUGCUUUGAAAGUGAUAUUUACAGAGCAGCUUUCCCUCACCAUAUUAUUCUUAAAGAUGUUAUUAGACAGAAAGACAAAUUAAUGGUUGAGGCUAUCCGUGAAAUAUCUUUAGGUGAAGUUUCAAACGACACUAUCUCUUUAAUCAAGCAAUUAACACGCCCGUUAAAUGGAGAAAGCAUAAAACUUUUUGCAACUAAUGACUUGGUUGAUGAUUAUAAUCGAGACCAAAUACUGGAUUUUCCUGGACAUCUUGUUGAAUUUAAAUCAAGUGACACAGGAGAUAAAAAGUACCUCAAUGACAUGCUGGCUGCAAAAAAUUUGUGGUUAAAAAUUGGAAUUCCAGUUGUGUUAAUUAAGAAUUUAUCCGAUGUGUUAGUGAAUGGACUUAUGGGAGAAGUUUAUGAUAUCUGUGAUGACGGGAAGAUUCUGGUGGAGUUCCCAAAAAUGAAUGAGAAAAUUUAUGUUGACAGGGUCAAAUUUGAAGUUUUUGAUCCCCGGAAGAACAAAGUUGUUGCUACCCGAGAGCAGUUGCCCCUAAAGCCAGCAUAUGCUUUGACAAUACAUAAAAGUCAAGGAAUGACCCUUGAAAGAUUUACAAAAGUUAUAUUAUUGCAUGCUGAAAAUAUUAAGUGUCAUUUACAGAGUGGAAGUCGACUGCAGGAUAUUUUCAAACCGGGACAGCUUGGUGUAGCCAUUGGUAGAGCUCGUUCCUUAGAUGGACUUAGAGUUAUAAAUUUCAACAAGAAUGCCUGUAUCAAACAGCCAGAGAAAAUCCAGAGGUUUCUCACUUUAGAAGAUUCUAUUGAGACAAAGGAUGAUAGAAGCUGUUGUAACAAUUAUGCCAGGUUAGACAUGUCUAGUUUAAAUAUAUAA
This is a messenger RNA of Mercenaria mercenaria, 1389 nucleotides long. RefSeq lists its product as uncharacterized. Gene Ontology annotation, molecular function: DNA helicase activity. Lineage: Eukaryota; Metazoa; Mollusca; Bivalvia; Venerida; Veneridae. Gene Ontology annotation, biological process: DNA repair; telomere maintenance. The record is from RefSeq and is a predicted model, not a curated record. The transcript is spliced from 3 exons. The coding region runs from base 1 to 1389 and encodes 462 amino acids.